Theobroma cacao (cacao) is the source of this 1616-nucleotide messenger RNA. Its product is annotated as amino-acid permease BAT1 homolog. The record is from RefSeq and is a predicted model, not a curated record. Gene Ontology annotation, molecular function: transmembrane transporter activity. Gene Ontology annotation, cellular component: membrane. Lineage: Eukaryota; Viridiplantae; Streptophyta; Magnoliopsida; Malvales; Malvaceae. Gene Ontology annotation, biological process: transmembrane transport; amino acid transport.
UAGACCUAAACUAUCAACAGAUAUCUAGAGUUCAUGGAGCGCAACCAGCAAGAGCCAACACUAUUCCAAGACAUGGAUUCUGGUGAGAAGCGCCUUAAUGAGCUUGGAUACAAGCAAGAGCUAAGAAGAGAAAUGACUCUGUUCAAGACUCUAGCAAUAUCGUUUUCAACAAUGACACUAUUCACUGGGAUAACUCCCCUGUAUGGUUCAAGCCUUCAAUAUGCAGGUCCUGCUAGUCUUGUUUGGGGAUGGGUGGUUGUAUCUUUCUUCACCUGGUUUGUUGGAAUCGCGAUGGCUGAGAUCUGUUCCUCUUUUCCAACAACAGGUUCUCUUUACUUCUGGGCUGCCCAUUUAGCUGGUCCAAAAUGGGGUCCACUCUCAUCGUGGUGCUGUGCUUGGCUUGAGACCAUAGGGCUUAUAGCUGGCAUAGGUACCCAGGCGUAUGCAGGAUCACAAACACUGCAGAGCAUCAUCUUAUUAAGCACAGGAACUAAUAAAGAUGGAGGAUAUUUUGCUCCAAAGUGGCUCUUUUUAUGCAUGUAUGUGAGUCUCACUAUAAUAUGGGCAGUGCUGAACACGUUUGCAUUGGAAGUGAUUGCUUUCAUCGACAUAAUUUCAAUUUGGUGGCAGGUUAUCGGUGGCUUAGUUAUUGUUAUAAUGCUCCCUUUGGUUGCACUGACUACAAAAUCUGCAUCUUACGUAUUCACCAAUUUCGAAGUGGGGGCAGAUGCAACAGGAGUAUCAAGCAAACCUUAUGCAGUUAUCCUCUCUUUUCUGGUCAGUCAGUAUUCACUUUAUGGAUACGAUGCAGCGGCACAUUUAACUGAAGAAACAAAAGGAGCAGAUAAGAAUGGUCCUAUUGCUAUUCUGUCUAGCAUUGGGAUCAUUUCAAUAUUUGGAUGGGCAUACAUUUUGGCGCUUACUUUCAGCAUUCAGGAUUUCAGUUACCUGUAUGAUCCAAGCAAUGAGACGGCAGGAGCAUUUGUGCCAGCACAAAUACUGUACGAUGCAUUCCAUGGGAGGUAUCAUAAUUCUGCUGGAGCAAUUGUAUUACUAUUUGUCAUCUGGGGCUCUUACUUCUUUGGCGGGCUCUCAAUCACUACAAGUGCAGCCAGAGUAGUGUAUGCAUUAUCAAGAGAUAAAGGAAUUCCUUUUUCAUCCAUAUGGCGACAAGUGCACCCAAAGCGCAAAGUUCCUUCAAAUGCAGUAUGGCUUUGUGCAGCCAUAUGCAUUUUGCUUGGACUUCCAAUCUUAAAAGUCAAUGUAGUAUUCACAGCCAUAACUUCCAUAUGUACGAUUGGAUGGGUUGGGGGCUAUGCAGUCCCAAUCUUUGCAAGAAUGGUAAUGGCAGAGAAGAACUUUAAAGCCGGGCCAUUUUACUUGGGGAGAGCUAGAAGACCAGUCUGCCUGAUUGCCUUUCUGUGGAUUUGUUACACUUGUUCAGUGUUUCUUUUACCAACUUACUACCCAAUUACUGGGGAAACUUUCAAUUAUGCACCUGUAGCUUUAGGUGUGGGUUUGUCUCUGAUAAUGCUGUGGUGGGUGGUGGAUGCAAGGAAAUGGUUUAAGGGACCUGUUAGGAACAUAGAAAUUCAGAAUGGAAAGGUUUAACUUCA